Messenger RNA from Diorhabda carinulata, 1255 nucleotides. Its product is annotated as band 7 protein AGAP004871-like. The record is from RefSeq and is a predicted model, not a curated record. Gene Ontology annotation, cellular component: plasma membrane. The transcript has 7 exons. Bases 92 to 913 code for a protein of 273 amino acids. NCBI's taxonomy places the organism in Eukaryota, Metazoa, Arthropoda, Insecta, Coleoptera, Chrysomelidae.
GAUUCUUUGAAAUUAUCUUAAUUCUUCUCAAGUUUUUAAAAAAUUCCAAAACUUAUUUAAACUACAAAUCUUUUGAGAAAAACCGUCCAUCAUGAGUUGUGUAGAAAUUGUAGCAACUUUUGGAUCAAUUCUUUUAUUGAUUACUACUCUUCCGUUUUCGCUAUUUUGGUGUUUUAAGGUAGUACAAGAAUAUGAGAGAGCAGUCAUAUUUAGAUUGGGUCGAGUGAGAACAGGAGGAGCUAGAGGACCGGGAAUUUUUUUUGUUUUGCCAUGUUUAGAUAGUUAUGUUAAAGUGGAUCUCCGGACUAUAUCUUUUGAUGUACCACCACAAGAGGCUUUAACAAAGGACUCGGUGACCGUCACAGUCGAUGCUGUAGUUUACUACAGAAUUCAAGAUCCUCUAAAUGCUGUAGUGAAAGUUACUAAUUACAGUAAUUCUACAAGACUCCUUGCAAUGACUACCCUCAGGAAUAUUCUUGGAACCAGGAGCCUUGCAGAAAUACUUUCAGACAGAGAAGCCAUAUCUCACGCCAUGCAAACAUCAUUAGAUGUAGCUACAGAUCCGUGGGGAGUGAAAGUUGAACGAGUUGAAAUUAAAGAUGUUAGUUUACCGCAACAACUCCAAAGAGCUAUGGCAGCUGAAGCUGAAGCAUCUCGAGAAGCCAGAGCAAAAGUUAUUGCAGCCGAAGGAGAAAUGAAAGCAUCCAAAGCCUUGAAGGAAGCUUCUGAUGUUAUAAAUGAAAGUCCAGUAGCCCUACAGCUCCGCUAUCUUCAGACUUUGAACAACAUUUCAGCCGAGAAGAAUUCUACUAUAGUAUUUCCUCUUCCAAUAGACCUCAUCAGCUUCUUCAUAAAUUCUAAGUGUACUAAUUCAAGGCCUUCAGAUAAUGACAGGUCGAAGUAUGUGCAAUAACCAAAAAAUAUCGCUCAGAUAUUUAUAUUUAAAGCUCGAAAUCAAGUAUUUUUGAACUGAAACGAAAACUGAUUUUUUUUAUAAGAAAAUUAACUAGAAUUAAGAUCCAUGAGCAUUAAGGAAGUGAUUUUUAAGUAUGGGGUGAAUAAAACAAACAGUACUAUUCAUAAUUAUAUUUUUAUUUAUAAAAAAAAUUACAAAUUAUGUUCCAUUGUAGAAAUUAAUAAAUAAAAAUGCAGAAUUACUUAACAAUUUGUUAAAAAUAGCUAAGAGAGGACGUAACGUUGUCUUUCUUUUCGUUCACGGGAAAAUAAAAAGAAAUUUUGAUGUAAUUAAUGUGAU